Molecule: messenger RNA, 2491 nt
Organism: Salvelinus namaycush (lake trout)
Lineage: Eukaryota; Metazoa; Chordata; Actinopteri; Salmoniformes; Salmonidae
Product: disrupted in schizophrenia 1 protein-like
Exons: 8
Biological process (GO): neuron migration; cilium assembly
Cellular component (GO): mitochondrion; microtubule; intermediate filament cytoskeleton
Source: RefSeq, a predicted model, not a curated record
AUGGCGAAUCUAAUCUCCCUCUUGACAGGUGGCUUGGGCACACCCACGUCAUCAGCUGGCAGCUCCACCUGCAAGAGGCUCCAGCAGCACCAGCGCCCAGAGUACCUGAGGACAGAGUUACACAGGCUACAGAGCACCCUGGCUGGGGAGGAGGGGAGGACAGCCUGCCUGACCAACGGAGCAUCUGGAUGUCAUGGGAUGAACAGGCAGAACGGGCACAUUCCUCUCCUCUCACCCUCUCCUCCUCCUCUCUCACAGGAAGAGGGGUGUUGUGUCACUAAGUUUUCAUCAUCCAACCCUCAGGCCAGUUUCCCCAGCCCUCAGAGUGACUUCAGGUUGACCCCAGGGUCAAUCCCCCUACAGCCCUGCCUCUUGAGCCCUAACCCCGGGUCUAGUUCUGCUGCCUCUGCCACUCAGUUCUGCCCUCCUAAGUCCAGACCCAGGUCCCCUAACUCCAGGACCUGUCCCUCUGGUUCCACUGGCUCCAGGUUCCCCCAGUCCCUCCAGCCUACCUGCCACUCCAGGCCACCUCCUUCAGGGGACACCCCCUUCAGCUCCUCUUUCAGCUUCAUCCAACAGUCACUGAGCCUUGAUUCACUGAGCUCCAGUCACAGGACAGAUACAGACACUGCAGCUGGUGAGAGGCCCCCUGGCCUAAACCCAGACCCACAACCACUGAACAGCUCUCCUGGCCUAAACCCAGACCGACAACCACUGAACAGCUCUCCUGGCCUAAACCCAGACCCACAACCACUGAACAGCUCUCCUGGCCUAAACCCAGACCCACAACCACUGAACAGCUCUCCUGGCCUAAACCCAGACCCACAACCACUGAACAGCUCCACUAGUCUAGACCCAGACCCACAACCACUGAACAGCUCCCCUGGCCUAAACCCAGACCCACAACCACUGAACAGCUCCACUAGUCUAGACCCAGACCCGCUGGAUCAGUCCUCAGCUAGGUCGUUAAGAACUGGAUCAGUCCCAUCCCACUCAGAACCACUGGAGUUGUCUGGGUCUGUCCCACCCUGCCAACCUGUAUCAGCCCCCCUUGACCAAUUACCAUCCAGGACAUGUGGCUCGAGCUCCAACCAAUCACGACUAGGAGUUUUGGGUCUCUCUUUGGGGCUUUCUGUUUCAAAACUGUCAACUCCGAGUCGUGUCCAAUCAGAGCCAGGCUCCGUUCCUCUCAGCCAAUCAGACGGAGUACGGGACCGGCUCUCAUCUUGGGUGUGGCAGGACCGCCACUGGGAGGGCCGGGAGAGUGCGGGACCACGUCUGCGGGCGGAGUUACCCUCCUCUGUGACCUCUGACCUAACGGAGGUGGAGCCUGACUGUGACUCCUCCUCUCUGGACACAGAAGCCUCCUCCUCUCUGUCAGUAGCGGAGGACUCUGACGCUGCCACUGUCUCCUCCCUCACCUCAGGGUAUGAGAGUGCCACGCCCACUACUGCCACUGUCUCCUCCCUCACCUCAGGGUAUGAGAGUGCCACGCCCACUACUGCCACUGUCUCCUCCCUCACCUCAGGGUAUGAGAGUGCCACGCCCACUACUGCCACUGUCUCCUCCCUCACCUCAGGGUAUGAGAGUGCCACGCCCACUACUGCCACUGUCUCCUCCCUCACCUCAGGGUAUGAGAGUGCCACGCCCACUACUGCCUCUGCCUGGAAUGACUGCGUUCCAGACCAGGACCAGGACCAGAACCAGGGCUGGGACCAACUGCUCAAGAAGUACGAGGGUGUCCUUCAAGAUUGCCUGCACAACAACCGUACUAAUACUACGAUUGAGUCCAUGAUGGUGAAGCUGCAGAGACUAAAGCAGAAGGCCAUCCUGGAGGAUGAGUAUGACUCAGCCGAGCGUUUUGGUAAGAAGCUGGAGGAGCUGUGUAGAGAGAGGAGUUCACUGAGGCUGGGUCUCCCCUCCAGACAGCCCAGCGUGGCUCUGUUCCUCCAGAGACUCAGAGAGGCAGUACACAGCGCCCUCGCCAGGAUGGAGGACCACAGGGAAGAGGUGGAGAGUGAUGGAGGGGAAGUGGCUGAAACCGUCCAGGGUCCACUGCAAAGGAGAGAGUGUUUGCUGCAGGAGAAACGCAUAGUGGAGGCGGAGAUGGCAGAGUUGCAGUGGAGACUAGGAGAGCUGCAGUCUCGGAGUUGCAGCCUGGAGCACCAGAUCCAGCAGGAAGAGGAGGAUCUACAGACAGAGGAGGUUGAAGGACCCGCCCUGCGCAGCUGUAGCCACACCCAGCUCAGAGACAUGGGCAAUGCCCUCAACGUCCUGGUGACAUCACAGAGCAGGACCAGGAUCACUGUCUGUCCCCCUGAAGCCAUAUUCAGACUCCAGGAUCAGGAACAAACACUGAGUCUGUCCAUUAAAGAUGCUACGGCUAAAGUAGUGAUGAGUCAGAGGUUGGGAGGAAGUCUGAGAAGGAAAGUCAGUGAGACAGAGACUCAGCUCCUGGCUCUCCAUGAAGCCAAGUUAGCUGCCAUCUCAG